AUGGUGACAGGGGACAGGGGCUUUCACGCAAACUCGGUGUUGAAAGUCACUCUCUGUCCACAAUUCUUCGGAGAAGCAGCUGUCCCUUGUCACCAGGACCAAAGCCCCCGCCCGGCAACACGCCCCGGGUCCCACCCCCGCCCCCGCCCAGGUUCUUUAGGGUCCCCGGCAGACGCACCAGCGGGUGACUCUGCAGGGACCGCGCUCCCGGGCCCGGCCGCUCUGGGGAUGGAGAGGACGGAGAAGCGGGCUCGGAGCUCCUCCAGGGGGGCCGAUGGGCGAGGCGGCGGGUCCCCCCACAAGGAGAACAAGCGGGCGAAGGCCGAGCGGGGCGGUGGAGGCCGCGGGCGCCGGGACGCCGGGCGCGAGCGGCGGGACCUCGGGCGGGCGGGGAGCCCCGCGGAGCCCCGAGCGGCGGCGGCGGCGGUCACCGUGGUGGACGUGGAUGAGGUCCGGGGCUCCUGCGAGGAGGGCACCGAGGUGGUGGCGCUGCUGGAGAGCGAGCGGCCCGAGGAAGGUACCAAGUCUUCUGGUUUGGGGGUCUGUGAGUGGCUCCUUGUCCUCACAUCCCUGCUCUUCAUCAUCGUGACCUUCCCUUUUUCUAUCUGGUUCUGCAUAAAGGUUGCACAGGAAUAUGAGAGAGUAAUUAUACUCCGACUAGGACAUCUGCUUCCUGGAAGGGCCAAAGGCCCUGGCCUUUUCUUCUUCCUGCCCUGCCUGGAUACCUACCACAAGGUCGACCUUCGUCUCCAGACCUUGGAGAUACCCUUUCACGAGGUUGUGACCAAAGACAUGUUCAUAAUGGAGAUCGAUGCCAUCUGCUACUACCGAAUAGAAAAUGCCUCUCUUCUGCUGAGCAGCCUCGCUCAGGUGUCCAAGGCUGUUCAGUUCCUGGUGCAAACCACCAUGAAACGUCUGCUAGCGCACCGGUCCCUCACGGAGAUUCUCCUAGAGAGGAAGAGCCUCGCCCAAGAUGUAAAGGUUGCCUUGGAUUCAGUGACCUGUAUUUGGGGACUCAAAGUGGAAAGAACAGAAAUUAAGGACGUGCGGCUGCCGGCCGGGCUCCAGCAAUCCCUGGCGGUGGAAGCUGAAGCGCAGAGACAGGCCCGAGUGCGGAUGAUCGCGGCAGAAGGGGAGAAGGCUGCCUCCGAGUCCCUGAGGAUGGCGGCUGAGAUUCUCUCGGGCACUCCAGCUGCCGUGCAGCUUCGAUACCUCCACACUCUUCAGUCCUUGUCCACAGAGAAGCCGUCCACUGUGGUUUUACCGCUGCCAUUUGACAUGCUAAAUGUCCUGUCUCCUCCCAGCAAUAGAACUCAAGGGAGCAUCCCCUUCCCAAGUCCUUCCAAACCAGUUGAACCAUUGAAUCCUAAAAAGAGAGACUCCCCCAUGUUAUAG
Messenger RNA from Pteronotus mesoamericanus, 1395 nucleotides. RefSeq names its product NPHS2 stomatin family member, podocin (gene NPHS2). The record is from RefSeq and is a predicted model, not a curated record. Gene Ontology annotation, cellular component: plasma membrane. Lineage: Eukaryota; Metazoa; Chordata; Mammalia; Chiroptera; Mormoopidae. The coding region runs from base 1 to 1395 and encodes 464 amino acids. The transcript is spliced from 8 exons.